Molecule: messenger RNA, 3189 nt
Organism: Chaetomium globosum CBS 148.51
Lineage: Eukaryota; Fungi; Ascomycota; Sordariomycetes; Sordariales; Chaetomiaceae
Exons: 2
Coding region: 1-3189 (1062 amino acids)
Biological process (GO): intracellular calcium ion homeostasis
Cellular component (GO): membrane; intracellular membrane-bounded organelle
Molecular function (GO): ATP hydrolysis activity; P-type calcium transporter activity; ATP binding
Source: RefSeq, a predicted model, not a curated record
AUGGCAGCGCCCAGCCAGGAUAGCAACGAUGGCAAGGAUGGCGAGUCGGCUCCCGCUCGCCGACCCAGAGCCCCUACCAUUAAUAUCGAUACCACCGCCGUGGGUUCAGGUCAAGCACCGGAACCGGAUGCACCUGAAGUAGGCCCGCAAGCCGUCACGAACCCUCCCGUCACCCACAGCAACCCGACCGACACCGCGCCAGCCUCAAACGAGCGCAGCGUCUCUCAGACGAGGCCCGAGGUGCAAGCCGCAAUGGCCUCGGAUGCCAAGGACAGCCGCCCUACCAGCCCACACAAUGUCCUCAAUCCCUUGUCGUUUCGGGGACCCGGCCCUAGCCAGGGCUUCCUCGCCGUCCCUAACACCCAGCGCUCGCGCCAAAAUUCGGUCAAUUCAGGGGACGAUGCGCGCUCCGUCACCUCCUCCCAAGGAGAGACCGUUAUUGGUGCCUCGUCUUCUGGCGAGAAGAACAGCCCCCCGUUUGACAGGUCCGGCAAUAACCGAAUUAUCAACGACGAAAAUGCUCUCAAACCGGAUCAGGGGAAGGAGGCCGAGUUCGAGGUGGAGAACAACCCUUUCGCCUUCAGCCCCGGCAUGAUGAGCAAAAUGUUUGAUCCCAAGAGUUUGUCGGCCUUCUGGAAGCUGGGCGGCCUUGCUGGUAUCGAAAAGGGGCUGCAGAGCAACCGCACCACAGGUCUAAGCGUGGAUGAGACCAAUCUUACCAGCGCGGUUUCUUUCGAGGACGCCACCUCCCGCUCUUUGACCAAGGCGCAGACGGAGGGUGCCGCCCCUUCUUCACCCAGUGGCCAUGCGGCGUACUCUCCGGCCCGUGAUUCGUCGACCGAAUCUUUCUCCACGAGAAAGCGCGUAUUUCACGACAACAGACUGCCUGAGAAAAAGGGCAAGAGCCUUCUCCAACUCAUGUGGAUCACAUACAACGACAAGGUGUUGCUGUUGCUGUCGGCCGCUGCUAUUGUCUCUCUCGCCGUCGGCCUCUACCAAACUUUUGGCCAGGAACACGAUUCUGAUGAACCCAGCGUCGAAUGGAUCGAGGGUGUCGCAAUUAUCGUCGCCAUCGCAAUUGUGGUUCUAGUCGGCUCUAUCAACGAUUUCCAAAAGGAGCGCCAGUUCGCCAAGCUGAACAAGAAGAAGCAGGAUCGCUUGGUCAAGGGCAUUCGGUCCGGCAAGACGAUCGAGAUUUCGGUUUUUGACAUUCUGGCAGGCGAUGUUUUGCUCCUGGAGCCUGGCGACAUGAUACCCGUCGACGGCGUUCUCAUCGAGGGCUUUGGCGUCAAAUGUGACGAGUCUCAGGCGACUGGUGAGUCGGACAUCAUCCGCAAGAAGUCUGCCGACGAAGUCUUUGCCGCUAUCGAAAACCAUGAGAGCCUGAAGAAGAUGGAUCCCUUCAUGCAGUCCGGCUCUCGCGUCAUGGAAGGUGCCGGCACAUUCAUGGUCACCUCUACCGGCAUUCACUCAAGCUACGGCAAGACGAUGAUGGCUCUAAACGAAGAUCCCGAGGUCACGCCCCUGCAGUCGAAGCUCAACGUCAUCGCAGAGUACAUCGCAAAACUUGGUGGCGCCGUCGCACUACUUCUCUUCCUGGUGCUUUUUAUCAUCUUCUGCGUUCGCCUCCCCAGGCAGUAUGCGAACUUGACGCCGGCAGAGAAGGGGCAGCACUUCAUCGAGAUCUUCAUUGUUGUUGUCACCAUUGUGGUCGUCGCUAUUCCCGAAGGCCUUCCUCUCGCUGUCACCCUGGCGCUCGCCUUUGCUACCACUCGCAUGCUCAAGGACAACAACCUCGUCCGCCACCUCAAGGCGUGCGAAGUCAUGGGCAAUGCGACGACGAUUUGCUCCGACAAGACCGGUACUCUUACCCAAAAUAAGAUGCAGGUUGUGGCCGGUACCAUCGGCACGGCCCACCGGUUCGGCACCACGACGACUCCGGAAGAGCAGGAUCCUAUGGAUCGGGACGUAGAAAUCCCGGAACUCAUCGCGACACUCAGCCCCGAGGCAAAGGAUCUGUUAUUGAAAUCCAUCUCGCUCAACUCCACAGCGUUCGAAGGGGACGUAGACGGUGAACACACCUUUAUUGGCUCCAAGACCGAGACUGCGCUUCUCAUUCUGGCCCGGGAGCACCUUGCGAUGGGCCCUGUCAGCGAGGCGAGAGCUAACGCGAAGACGCUGCAUCUGAUUCCUUUUGACUCCGGGCGCAAAUGCAUGGGCGUGGUGAUCCAACUGGACAACGGCAAAGCACGGCUCUACGUCAAGGGAGCCUCCGAGAUCAUGCUGGAGAAGUGCACUCAAAUUCUACGGGAUCCAUCCAGCGGACUAGCUACCUCGACCCUCACCGAAGAAAACCGGGAAACCCUCAAGAAGUUGAUCGAGACAUACGCUCGGAACUCGCUGCGAACCAUCGGCCUUAUCUAUCGGGAUUUUGACCGGUGGCCGCCCAGGCCCACCCGCCGUUUGGGUGCCGAGAAGGACGAGAUCGUUUUCGAAGACAUCUGCCGGAACAUGACCUUUGUCUCCGUUGUUGGCAUUAAGGACCCCCUGCGCCCUGGUGUCCGCGAGGCGGUUCGUGAUUGCCAAAAGGCCGGCGUCGUGGUCCGCAUGGUUACCGGAGACAACAGAAUAACCGCCGAGGCUAUUGCUGCGGAUUGCGGUAUUCUGCAGCCCAACAGCGUCGUUCUCGAAGGCCCCGAGUUCCGCAACAUGACCAAGGCCCAGCAAGACGAGAUCAUUCCCCGGCUCCACGUUUUGGCACGGUCUAGCCCCGAAGACAAGCGCAUCCUGGUAAAGCGUCUGAAGGACCAGAACGAAACGGUUGCCGUGACGGGAGACGGUACCAACGACGCGCCCGCCUUGAAGAUGGCCGACAUCGGCUUUUCCAUGGGCAUUGCCGGAACCGAAGUCGCCAAGGAGGCGUCUGCCAUCAUUCUCAUGGACGACAACUUCAACUCGAUUGUCAAGGCGCUGAAGUGGGGUCGUGCUGUCAACGAUGCCGUCAAGCGCUUCCUCCAGUUCCAGUUGACCGUUAACGUCACUGCCGUCGUUCUGACCUUCGUAUCAGCCGUUCAGAGUGCUGACCAGACAUCUGUCCUCACGGCCGUCCAGCUUUUAUGGGUUAACCUCAUCAUGGAUACCCUCGCUGCGCUGGCUCUCGCGACCGACCCCCGCAGGACAGCGUUUUGA